CCCUUCAACGAUGCGGUGGACGUGGCCAGGUGGGUGCUGGGCAACAAGGAGGCCGUGGGCGGGAGGAGUCAAAGUAUAGUGGGCGUGGCUGGAGACAGCGCCGGCGGGCAGAUCAGCUGCAGCGUGACCAAUGACGUCAGGGAAAUCGCCUUCCAGGUGCUGGCCUACCCGGUGACCGACGUGGCCUGCGACCUGCCUUCGUUUGACGAGUUCGUGGACAUCCCGGCGUUCAACACCAGGGCGAUGAAAGCCAUGUUCAACGUCUACCUCCCGUUCAUCCCCGACGCGGCCAGCAACCCGCGUGUCAACCCGUCUGCCAGGGUUGACCUGGAGGCAUCCCCGCCAACGCUUAUCGUACUCGCUCAACUCGAUCCACUCAGAGACUGGGGCGUGGCGUACGCCAAGAAGCUCCGCGACGCCGGGGUCAGAGUUGAAGAAGUCAUAUUUGAGGGCGUACCCCACGGAUUCUUCACCAUGCUUGAAUUCCCAAAGAACUUGUCCAAGGCUCACGAUGUUGUGGCUAAAUUCGUUGGUUCUUUCCAGUAGCGCCUACAAACAUUUGGGGCUCCGAGGAGACACGCGUGAGAACAUCGCGUGAUGUCUGAGAAGAUUUCUGCCCCAAACUCAAGAGCCCACGAAUCAUGGACUGUUUUCUUACGCAUUGCCGAACCUAAAAAUAAUCAGACUUUUUCAUGCAUACUAUUUUUACAAUUUGUGAUUUCGUAUCUCUAUCAAAAUAAUUGUAUUUUUUUGUGUAAGGCGAGACAACAAUAUUUACGGUUCUGAAACUAGAAACAAUUGAAUUAGUCUUAAACAGGGCCUGGACAGAAAUUAUAAAGAAAAGUAGAUUGAAUCGUACGAACAAUAUGGGGACAGU
This is a messenger RNA of Lymnaea stagnalis (great pond snail), 877 nucleotides long. The record is from the annotation of a GenBank genome assembly. NCBI's taxonomy places the organism in Eukaryota, Metazoa, Mollusca, Gastropoda, Lymnaeidae.